This is a messenger RNA of Clunio marinus, 4023 nucleotides long. Lineage: Eukaryota; Metazoa; Arthropoda; Insecta; Diptera; Chironomidae. The record is from the annotation of a GenBank genome assembly.
AUGGCUGAUAACGUGUCGUCAAGUUUCUUUUCCUUACUUAAGACUUUUAUAUUUUCAGGCACUACUAAAAAAGCGAUAAAAACGAGUUCCAACGACAAGGAAAUUCUUUCAAAUGGUCACAAUGAGAUGAAUGGGCACACAUCAGAUGAUUCAACUGAUAUGAAAAUGAAGACUGCAAAAGACGAAAAUGGCUUGACAGAGGAGUCCGAUGUACUUGAAAUCAUUCAAGAUGUCGGGGUUUCUGUUCAGAUUUUGAGUCCAGGAGUUGAGCCUUUGUCAAUUCAAGUUUCAAGCAUGGAAUUGGUUCAAGAGAUUCACCAACUGUUGAUGGAUCGUGAAGACACUUGUCAUCGAACUUGUUUUUCUUUACAACUCGACGGCGUGACAUUAGACAAUUUCGCUGAACUCAAGAACAUUGAAGGGUUGAAAGAAGGUUCAAUUGUAAAAGUGGUUGAAGAACCUUACACAAUGCGUGAAGCAAGAAUUCAUGUGCGUCAUGUUCGAGAUUUGUUGAAAUCCAUGGAUCCAGCUGACGCUUAUAAUGGCGUCGAUUGCAGUUCGCUAACUUUCUUGCAUAUAAUCACACAAGGUGAUUUAUUAGAAAAGAAAAAGACUCGACCAGAUAGUGUUGACUGCACACCACCGGAGUACAUAAUGCCAGGUGCAAAAGAACGUCCUUUGCUGCCACUUCAACCAGGCGUUAAUAACAAGAAUCAAAAAAGUCCACAAGCCAUUAAAGUGUUGACGACAUCAGCAUGGAACCCUCCACCAGGUCCUCGAAAGCUUCACGGUGACUUGAUGUACUUGUAUGUGGUGACGAUGGAAGACAAACGCUUUCAUAUUUCGGCAUGUCCUCGUGGAUUUUACUUGAAUCAGUCAACAGAUGAUGAAUUCAAUCCACGUCCUAACAAUCCAUCAUAUUUGUGUCAUUCACUCAUCGAUUUGUUAUCACAAGUUUCACCAGCAUUUCGUCGAUCAUUCUCAUUAAUGCAGAAGAAAAGAACACAACGACAUCCCUUCGAACGUGUCGCAACACCAUAUCAAGUUUACACAUGGUCAGCACCAUCUUUAGAGCAUACAAUUGAUGCUAUUCGUGCUGAAGAUACUUUCUCAUCAAAGUUGGGAUAUGAAGAACAUAUUCCAGGACAAACACGCGACUGGAAUGAAGAACUUCAAACAACAAGGGAACUGCCAAGAAAAUCACUUCCUGAACGUUUAUUACGUGAACGUGCAAUAUUUAAAGUUCACAGUGACUUUGUUACGGCUGCGACACGUGGAGCGGUUGCUGUCAUUGAUGGAAAUGUGAUGGCAAUAAACCCAGGAGAAGAAGCCAAAAUGCAGAUGUUUAUAUGGAAUAAUAUUUUCUUCUCACUUGGCUUCGAUGUUCGUGAUCACUACAAAGAACUUGGCGGUGAUGCAGCCGCAUUUGUUGCUCCACGUAAUGACCUUCAUGGUGUUCGUGUUUAUAGUGCUGUUGAUGUUGAAGGACUUUAUACACUUGGAACAGUUGUCAUUGAUUAUCGUGGUUAUCGCGUCACUGCUCAAUCAAUCAUCCCAGGAAUUCUCGAGCGAGAACAAGAACAAUCUGUCGUUUAUGGAUCGAUUGACUUUGGAAAAACAGUUCUUAGCCAUCCAAAAUAUCUCGAAUUAUUAAAUAAAGCCGGGCAGCAUUUGAAAAUUCUCCCUCAUUCAGUCAUCGAUGAUGCGAAUCAAGAAAUUGAAUUAUGUUCAUCAGUUGAAUGUAAAGGAAUUAUUGGAAAUGAUGGACGUCAUUACAUUUUAGAUUUGUUACGAACUUUCCCGCCAGACGUUAACUUUUUAAAACUUGACGAUGUUGAAUUUUCGAAAGAAGUUAUGGAUAAAGGAUUUCCAAUUUAUCACAAACAUAAAUUGAGUUGUCUACGUCAGGAACUUCUUGAAGCUUUCGUUGAAGAUCGCUACGUCAUGUUCAUAAAAUUCGCAGCUUUCCAUCUUCAACAAUUAAAUAACACAAAGAAGCUUGAACAAAAUCAGCAGAAGGAAUUGCGUGAGAUCAAAGAUUAUGAUAACACAGAUGACAAAAAAGAUGAUGAAAGGAAGGAAAAAGAGAACGAAAAGAUUGACACAGAAGAAGCUAAAAAGCUCGUUGAGUCGAUUUCAUAUGAGAAACAGGCAGCUGAUUCCAAGGACGUUGUAAAGCGAGCAUGUGCAGCCGUGGGAUCGCUUAAAGAGACUGAAUUUGAUAUUCGUUUCAAUCCUGAUGUCUUUUCGCCAGGUAUUCGUCAUGUUGAUAUGACAGAAGAUCAUCAAGGUUCAUUGAAGAAUCAGAAGAAGCUUGUGCGUGAUGCAGCUGAAUUUCUGCUUCUUCGUCAAAUCCCAAAUUUUAUUCACGACUGCUUAGACCACUCAUCAGCGCCAAUGGAUGGCAUAACGCUUACAGAACAACUUCACAAUCGUGGAAUUAACAUCCGAUAUCUUGGAAAAGUUGCAAAUCUUCUCGCUGCUGUUCCUAAUUUGGAAUAUUUGUACACAAUUGCAAUCUCUGAACUUAUAACACGAGCUGCGAAACAUAUUUUUAAUUAUUACAUUCAAAAUGCUGAUAUGAUGUCGAUGUCGAUUGCCAUAAGCCAUUUUUUGAACUGUUUCUUGACAACACAACCCGUCGUUCAACCACCACAAAUUGCCAGUGAUGAGUUGUUCAGAUCAAGUAAACGACGUUACAAUAACAAGAAGACUACUUCAAAUAGCACUUCAAGCAACAAAGCACUCAACGCAAAUGGAUCGGACAUAAAUGCCAAUGAAUGGGUGUCACUCACACAAAAAGGCCUUUGGCAACAAAUUAAGAAGGAAUUGAAGUUUUAUUGGGAUUUUGACAUCACAUGUGACUGUAACAUCGAUAAAGUUGUGGAAUAUUAUAAACUUCAGAAGAUCAGUCUCAUGCGUGCCUUCAAUUUGAAAAUUGGUCUUCAAAUAUUACUUCGCGAAUAUAAUUUCGAGUCAAAGAACAAGCCAACUUUUAACGAGGAUGAUAUCAUAAAUGUUUUCCCUGUGGUGAAACAUAUCAAUCCACGAGCAACUGACGCUUACAAUUUCUACACAACUGGUCAAAAUAAGAUUCAACAAGGAUACUUUAAAGAUGGUUACGAAUUGAUAAGUGAAGCAUUGAAUCUUUUAAAUAAUGUUUAUGGUGCUAUGCAUCCGGAAAAUGCACAAUGUUUAAGAAUGUUGGCACGCUUAAGCUAUAUUAUGGGAGAUCCGCAAGAAGCUUUAGCUAUUCAACAGCGUGCAGUGUUAAUGAGUGAACGCGUUAAUGGAAUUGACCAUCCUUACACAAUCACCGAAUAUUCACAUUUGGCGCUUUAUUGUUUCGCGAAUACACAGAUCUCGACAGCAUUAAAACUGCUUUAUCGUGCACGUUAUCUUGCCAUUCUUGUUUGUGGCGAAAAUCAUCCCGACAUUGCAUUGAUGGACAGCAACAUCAGUUUGAUUCUUCAUGCAGUAGGUGAAUACGAACUUUCUUUACGCUUCUUGGAGCAUGCACUCGCUCUCAACAUUAAAUAUCAUGGACCGAAAUCUUUGAAAGUUGCUGUGAGCUAUCAUCUUGUCGCACGAACUCAAAGUUGUAUGGGAGAUUUCAGAUCAGCAUUGAAUAGUGAGAAGGAGACUUAUGCCAUUUAUAAACAACAGCUUGGAGAACAGCAUGAUAAGACAAAAGAAUCGUCCGAAUGUUUACGACAUUUAACACAACAGGCAGUUGUUCUCCAGAAGAAAAUGAACGACAUAUAUACGAAUGGAAAACUAACAUCCGGUUUACCACCUAUUCACAUUCAACCGCCAUCAAUGGGAAGCGUCUUGGAUAUGCUAAAUGCCAUCAAUGGAAUCAUUUUUGUGCAGAUUAAUCCUAAAGACAUGGCAAACCUGAAGAAUGAAAUUGAACGUCAGAAAGAAGGAAGUCCAGUUGAAAACAAUGAAGAAGUGAAAGAUGCAAUCGAAAUGCCUAAAGACGAAGGAAUGAUUCAAACACAGUCAGCUGUCCAAAGUUGA